UAUAAUAGCAACUUUGUCAUGUUUGCAAAUGUAAUCACCUGAAGCGUGACUUCCGCUGCUCGGGUCACAGUGCGGAUGUAGUCAAAUAUUUACGGUAAUACAACAAGUGACGUUGUUACGGUAACCUCGCUGUGUAUUCCAGCACGUCCCCAAGUGGCGGAAAUAACGGCGAACUAACAGCACUGCUAACGUUAAAAAGACAUAAAUAUUUCCCAACUUGUGUUUAUUUAAUACAGCAGACGGGUUUGAAGUGUGUUAAUAAAAAUAUUUUUUAUUUUUAAUGCGAUUAAAGACGAGACACCGCCCGUGCGAACAUCACGGUAGUAAAAACGAGCGACCCUUUCCCCCACUGCCAUCCACGGAAGACAUUUACAACACAGAGUACACAACAAGCACACAGUAGUAGCCUCUAGUAUCUCCUCUCUCCAACAAGCUGUACACAUUAAUCCUGAAAAGAAGUGACAUACAGGCUCGUACAGGGGAAUAUAUUUGUUUAGUUUUGGAACAAGGAGCUGAAGUCGUGUGAACAUGGAGAACUGCGGCUUUCAGAGCCAGCUGCUGUCCGUCAUGGAGGUCCUGGCCAAGGCGGCCGUGGCGGAGAUCGACCGGCGUGUGGGUGACAGCUGCGCGGUGCUCCGCCUGGAGGUGAGCCAGAGCCGGCGGGACAUCGACCUGCUGAAGAGGAAGAGCGAGGUGAUGGAGGCAGAGCUGAGGAGGGGCAGGAUGAGAGCCAGGAGGAAAGUGUUUUACCCUCCAGCAGCAGAAAGGUUCUCUCCUCUAGUCAGAGUAGUGCUGAACAAAGAGAGACACAGCACAGGUUGGGAUGCUGAGGCUCCACAUCAACCCCAGCAGUGUGCAGACGUGGAGCCUGCUAAUGAAGCUGAACACAUGCUGAUCAAAGAGGAGUGUGCAGAGGAGGACAUGUGGAAGAACGACUCCGAGGACAAACUGAUCUCUGAAGCCGAGCAGCCGCCAUGCUUCGACGCCUCACAACCCGCCCAGACUGACAACUUUGUGGAGCAUUACCACUCCGCUGAGAACCCAGCCGACCCCGGAUCUCUGGUUUCCCCGACAGACGGCUACAACGCUUUCCCAGAACAGCAGCUGAACAGACACCAAACCGAGGCAGAGCUCGUAGUGAAACACGAGAACGAGGAAGAGCCCGACGAGAAUGCAGCCCCUCUCGAUUCAGACCUCAAGUUUGCGACGGAGGAAGGUGACGGACAGCUGUGGUCGGCCAAUCUGUGCAGAGACGCUGCUGAUCCAAGCUUCUCGUGUGCCGAGCAACAGUUUGAGCCGCUUCCCUCUGUGUUCCCGUCUCAGAGUGGGAUGCAUUUGGAAGACACGGUGCCUCGAAUUCACUCGGUAGGGAAAUCACAUUCAGUCAUGGUGAGCGCGGCGCGAGCGAGAAGACGAGCCAGAACGUUUGGAUGUAAGCGACCACAGCCAGAUGAAGGACACAGUGCGUUAUCUCAGAUCAACACCAUGGGUCAGUGCUCGAUCCCUCAGCAAUCACAGCAUCAGUACAGCGAUUCUCCUCAAGCGAUGAACCCAAACGAGGAUUUGUCGCCGCCAAACCCAGCGGCCUCUUCUUUCUGCGGACACAGCCGCAGCGGCAGCUUCGGCCUAGCGAGGAGGAUGAGGACGCCCUGGAGGUCCGGCGUCGGCGAGAAGAGGUUCAGCUGCACGUACUGCGACAAAAGCUUCAUGAGGUUCAGUCAGCUCAAAGAGCACCUGAGGAGUCACACGGGGGAGAAGCCGUUCAGCUGCCUGCAGUGCGGCAGGAGCUUCACCAAACAGUGUAACCUCAUCAGACACGCGGUGGUCCACAGUGGAGAGAAGCCCUACGAGUGCUCGCUGUGCGGGAAGUGCUUCACCCAGCGUUCCAGCCUCAAGUCGCAUCAGAAGACAGCACACUGAGGUCACAGGGGGUUAUUUUAUACAUCUGACUCAGCGACAUAUUGUUGUUGUUUUUUUAUCUUGGGCUGCACAAUUUUGAAAAAAUAUUUAAUUGCGAUUAUUUUGACUGAUAUUGUAAUAUUGGAGGGAAUGACAAUGUUUACAUCACUAUACCAAUAUUUUAUUGAAAAACAUAUUAAAAUGAUUUGUGAUUUUUGCGGGGAUCUGUACCAAACAAAGAUGUGUAAAAUAUGAUGUGUAGUCCAGAACAUCUCGGCAGCAAACGAUGUUUAAUUUAAAAUUUUGACACAUUUUGCCUCUAAAAAAUAUUGCUCUUCCUGUGAUUUGAAUAUAAUUAUUGAUUAAUUGUGCAGCCCUAUUUUUAUCGUUGUUUUAUUGUUUUUUUUGUUUUGUUUAAAACAGUUUUGUACUAUUAUAAUAUUGAUAUAAUGAAACAGACUAGUCUUGAAUCGUAAUACCAUAAUUGAGCUUAUAGGGCCAUACCAGUGUGGUUGCAAAUUCAACACCAUGUCUUUUUUUCCUAGUAUUUUCCCCACAGCUCUAGGCAGCCACUAGUUUCCAUUGUUUUACAUACAGUUUGAAAAACUGUUUUUUGGACUCUUGAACCUCACAACAAUAAAUAACCGAUGUGUACAGAA
Sebastes umbrosus (honeycomb rockfish) is the source of this 2558-nucleotide messenger RNA. RefSeq lists its product as uncharacterized. The transcript is spliced from 4 exons. Bases 529 to 1920 code for a protein of 463 amino acids. The record is from RefSeq and is a predicted model, not a curated record. Gene Ontology annotation, molecular function: DNA-binding transcription factor activity; RNA polymerase II cis-regulatory region sequence-specific DNA binding. Gene Ontology annotation, biological process: regulation of transcription by RNA polymerase II. Lineage: Eukaryota; Metazoa; Chordata; Actinopteri; Perciformes; Sebastidae.